Molecule: messenger RNA, 2128 nt
Organism: Puccinia graminis f. sp. tritici CRL 75-36-700-3
Lineage: Eukaryota; Fungi; Basidiomycota; Pucciniomycetes; Pucciniales; Pucciniaceae
Exons: 6
Coding region: 60-1718 (552 amino acids)
Molecular function (GO): protein binding
Source: RefSeq, a predicted model, not a curated record
UUGCUUCCUCCCAGCUUUUGCUAUCAAAAUUAUCCUACCUGAUUCCUCCGUGUUAGACAAUGCAGAAAUAUAAACUGCAACUGUUCGUGUGGAUUUCAAUCAUUUUGGCUUCACUCAAUUAUAAAGUCUUGGUCACUGCACUUAACAUUGAGCUUCCCGCUUCAAUUGAGCAACAAGCUAGCAAGGAGCACUCUCUUCAGUUCAAAAAUGAAGGCGAAGGAAAUCUCAAAGAAUUAAUCAGUAGUGAUUUUCCUAGCAAACCAGACGAGCUCAAGUCCAGCGAUUUCGUUCCAAGAAAGAAACAUCCCGAGGGAUUAGAGAAUCAUCUGGAGGCUUCUUCAGCACCGAGAAGUGAAAAAAGCGUGAACAUUGAGAAAGAAGAUGGACAAAGUGAUGGGUUACUCGGAGCAAAUGGAAAACGGGAGGCUUCAAAAGAAGCAGAGGAACUAUACUCUCAUGUAGAGAAUCCCAAACCAUCAGGGUUGAUACAUGAAGUGGAAACUGAAAGAAACACCAUCACGGAGGAGAAGGAUCAAGGACUGGAAAAUUUGAGUGGAACACAGAGAAAGCCAGAGGAUUCAGAUACAGAUGUCAAAGUUAAAAAUGCCGAGCCAUAUGAGUCUCCUGCAAAGAAAAAAUCUGUUUACAAUUAUGAUAAAAUAACCCCGACUACGACGCUUGAGCCAUUCCGAAACGGGUUCUACAAAUCUACUUGCUUUCCAAGCCCCAUGCCAGCCGAUGAUCCGGAUGAAUUUUGCAUAUUUGUUAAUCCCACCAUUAACAAUGGACAAGGAAUGGUGAUCGUCAUUCCGGAAAAGCUUUUUGGAGAAAUGCUCGACAAAGAUCUCAGCCUCUCUGACGAUCCACCAGACCCUGAAUCCAUGAAAAUCGUGGAGAUGCCUGAAAAAGGUGGCCGGGGGGUCGUUGCUGCUCGAAAUCUUCAGACGGGUGAUGACGUUGUGCGGAUGCGCCCUGUUGGUAUCUUCCCGAAUUAUGAGCCAACAUGGAGAUCAAAUCCUCUAGCCUGUAGUAUUCGCCGACAGGCUAUUGAUCAUUUACCGCGCCAAACACGGGCUGCUGUGGCGCGUCUUGCUACUGCGGAUGAUGCUGAAACAGAGGACGAAUUCAUUUGGAACGUGAUUGAUACCAAUAAUUUUGGUACUAGACUCGACAAUGAAGAAGAUUCAAUGAUAUUUGGGGCAAUUUAUUUAAAUGCAUCCCUAUUUAAUCACGCAUGUCGGCCCAACUUGUUUGGCUUUCUAAAUUAUGAGACACAGCUCCUUUAUUUGAGGGCUUUUGAGCCAAUUUCAAUGGGCCAGGAACUCACCAUAAGCUAUCUUUCCCAAGAGAUGGACGCUACAGAUUUAGAAAGUCGAAGGCAGAAACUUCAAGGGUCAUAUGGCUUUCUUUGCACUUGCUCCCAUUGUCAGAUGAGUGAAGGACAGAAGGAGGAGUCGGAUCGACGACUUGUGCGAAUCUCUGAGCUUAGAGACCUCUACAACAAUGGUUCAGAUUUCUCAGCUGAUGAUGCUGAAGAGCUGGUCAAAAUUGCUGAGCAGGAAAAAAUCCCUUGGGCUAUCAUAAAUGCACACCUGACAGCUGCUAAAUUCUACAAUCUGAAAGGUAACACAGAAAAAAUGAAAGAGCAUGCUGAAAUAUUGAGAAGUCUGGGAUUGAUGUUUGAUGGAUCAGGUACAUCUGCUAUCAUGGAUAAGUAAAUAUUUCUCAUGAAACGUGAGAAAUAUAAAUGAGGGGAGAUUUGCCAUUCAGAAUAUGCUUGAAAACUUAGAUGUAUCAAUGGCCAAUAAUAUGAGACUUCACAACAUGAUGUGUUUUCCAAUUCUUAAGAAAUCUUUUUUGAUUUCAUUCUUUGAGAUUUUUGAUUGUUGACUGUGACUGUAUCAAUCAAUAAAUAAGAGAAUAUUGAGGCUUGCGAUUUCUGGGAUAGUAGUCAACCAUUGAUUUUGAUGAUUAUUGAUCUGAAAUUUGGUCAAGUCCCAUGCUUUCUGAGUAGAUUUAUGUCUGAAUUAAAAUGAAUAGAUGCAGUUAGUUUUUCAAUUGAAUAUGAUGAGUUUAACAGCUUCAACAAUGUACCUGAUUGAUUGUUUUGAGGUGAAAUCAAUAAAAU